Messenger RNA from Symphalangus syndactylus (siamang), 951 nucleotides. RefSeq lists its product as uncharacterized. The record is from RefSeq and is a predicted model, not a curated record. NCBI's taxonomy places the organism in Eukaryota, Metazoa, Chordata, Mammalia, Primates, Hylobatidae.
UCAGGAAGCUGUCACUGGCCACGUGGCCCUGAACAAAGGGCUCCUCUGUGACCUAGAGCGAAGGCCUGCCCUGCUGCCUCCCGAGCUCUGGUGACGGGGACUGGAAGGGUGUCCUUCCUGUCCCUGCACCCUGUCCCAGACACUGGAGGAACUCAGUGUGUGCUGACAAGCAUGGGGGAGGUCCUAACCCUGAGUGUUGUGGGGGUGAAGGGGACCAAAGAGCCACAAGCAGGUAACGCCUCCUCUGCUGCCUGCUUGCUGGGAACACCUCCACUUCCUGCUUCCAUCCCAGCCCAGGCACAGGGUCCCAGUCACUCCGUCCUCAGGACUCCAACGGCCUCAGCACCAGUUCAGUGUCCUGUGCCGAGACGUCGAGGUGCCACACGGUAAGCAUGGACUGCUGUGUCCAUAGGAACAGCGGCAUCCACGCCACGUGGCCCGUGUGGGCCACCUGGUCAGCACUCACGGCCCUCAACCCAGCCGUGCUCGCCAUCACCAUGUUCGUCUCCACGAAGGUGGGAUCAACUGAGCAGACGGACAACACCAGCUCCUGGAGUCCUGGGCCAGGUCCUGAGGUCUCAGCCUGGUGCCUGGGAAGUGGGUUUGCCCCUGAGCAGCCUGCGCUGGCUGGAGGAUGCCCAGGGCCCCAGGUGAGCAAUGCCUGCUCCUUACCUGAGCCGCCCCACCCUGCUCAUAGACGUGGAGGUGGCACUCCUGCCCAAGGAGGAGCUGGGAGCCCCGGCGCCGGCAGUGACACAUCACUGAGACAGAAGGAGGGCAGGUCUUGGCAUUGAGUCUGGAGGCAUGUGGCCCUGCUCAGCGUGGCUAGGCUGAGCCCUAAGGCUACAGUCAACUCACAAAUGCCUGAGGCCGGCAAGGAAACAGCACCUUCAAGACACCUCAGUGCCAUGUGCUGGAAAACCAUGCCCUUAUACACACAAGUCUAGAAUG